GGCGGGAGAGUCAGUGCGCGGCGAGGCGCGCCAGCUGCCGCACGUCAUGAUUCUACCCCAGGUGAGCGACGAUGUACCCAGAUACUACCACUACCAUCCCGUCGUUAACAGGACGACCGCCGAGAAUCAGUAAUCUGACAGACGGGGAAGAAGAAGAUCUGCCUGAAGACGCUUUCUCGCUGCUGUCGGUGCUCCUAGUUGGAUUCCUUCUUGUGAUCCUGAUAUUCUUCUCCGUCGCCGGCAACGUCCUGGUGUGCGUGGCGAUCUACACCGACCGCGGGUUGCGGAGGAUCGGCAACCUCUUUCUGGCCUCUCUGGCCGUGGCCGACCUCUUCGUCGGUGGGCUGGUGAUGACCUUUGCCGGAGUCAACGAUCUCCUCGGCUACUGGAUCUUCGGACUGUGGUUCUGCGACAUCUGGAUCGCCUUCGAUGUUAUGUGCAGCACUGCCUCUAUCUUGAAUCUAUGCGCCAUAUCGCUCGAUCGUUACAUACACAUCAAGGAUCCUCUCAGGUACGGCCGUUGGGUAACCAGGAGAGUUGCCAUUGGCGGUAUCGUUGUUGUAUGGCUCCUAGCAGGACUUAUAUCCUUCGUACCGAUCAGUCUAGAUCUUCACAGAAAUGAAGAUACACCGAAGAGUUAUAACGAUGCAGUGGAGGAGCACCCUACGUGUGCCCUAGACAUUACACCCACUUAUGCGGUGGUGUCCUCUUGCAUAUCUUUCUACGUGCCCUGCAUCGUGAUGCUGGGUAUUUAUUGCAGGCUCUAUUGCUACGCGCAGAAACACGUGAAGAGCAUCCGAGCGGUGACGAAGCUGCCGGACACGUCGAUGGCCAAGAGUUUUCGUUCGAAGAGCAGUCGCUGCAAACCACCGAAGCCGCAGACGAAGACGAAGCCGACUAGUCCUUACCACGUGUCCGACCACAAGGCCGCAAUCACUGUCGGCGUAAUCAUGGGCGUAUUCCUGGUGUGCUGGGUGCCCUUCUUCUGCGUCAACAUUGUCGCAGCCUAUUGCAAGACCUGCAUAUCUGUCCGAGCGUUUCAGGUUCUCACGUGGCUCGGCUACAGUAACUCGGCCUUCAACCCGAUAAUCUACAGCAUCUUCAACACUGAGUUCCGGGAGGCGUUCAAGAGGAUCCUCACGAAGGGAGCGCGCGCGCGAGGCAACCAGCCGUCGACCAGCGAGUGCGGGGAGUUCCGUUCCGUGGUGGUCCAGAAGCGCAACGGAUCCAUGAUCGAAUGCAACAUCAGUCCAAGAUCGAGCGCGGACAGUUGCCAGGUCGGCGUCAUGGCUCAACGACAUCGCGACACUAUUGUCAGCGCUAUUUAAAUCGCGUCUCAACAACUCUCGAUCAUCUUAAACGAUCUCUUACCCGGAUCUCACUCGCCGCUUUGCCAACGGAGUCGUCACGGAGUCGUUUUACCCUUUCUCAUUCAGCCGAUCUUGUCGAGGAAUCCGCGGCACUAGGAUCUCUAGAGAACAUCGACAUCGUCUGACGGAAAGUAUAUACGACGUGCGAAUUUACACACACAUGCUACGUCCAAGAUAUUUUUUUCAUCGUAUCGAUACUCUGUACAGUAAGAAAAUUUGUGUUUUCUUGUUAAAAACGGUCCCCGUUAAAAUUUUUGUG
Molecule: messenger RNA, 1629 nt
Organism: Nylanderia fulva
Lineage: Eukaryota; Metazoa; Arthropoda; Insecta; Hymenoptera; Formicidae
Gene: Dop1
Product: dopamine receptor, D1
Biological process (GO): positive regulation of MAPK cascade; adenylate cyclase-activating adrenergic receptor signaling pathway
Cellular component (GO): plasma membrane
Molecular function (GO): octopamine receptor activity
Source: RefSeq, a predicted model, not a curated record